This is a messenger RNA of Anguilla rostrata (American eel), 3471 nucleotides long. RefSeq names its product endoplasmic reticulum chaperone BiP-like. Gene Ontology annotation, molecular function: ATP-dependent protein folding chaperone; ATP binding. NCBI's taxonomy places the organism in Eukaryota, Metazoa, Chordata, Actinopteri, Anguilliformes, Anguillidae. The record is from RefSeq and is a predicted model, not a curated record. Gene Ontology annotation, biological process: endoplasmic reticulum unfolded protein response. The coding region runs from base 733 to 2715 and encodes 660 amino acids. The transcript has 8 exons. Gene Ontology annotation, cellular component: endoplasmic reticulum chaperone complex; membrane; endoplasmic reticulum lumen.
UCAGUCUUAUUUAGCCUCAUUUUUGAAUUCACAAUUUACUGAUUAAUAUCUAUUGCUAGCUUCACUCUGAUUAUUUAUCUGAUGACGGCAUGUUCAUUUAUUUAAUUCUGACAAAAUGGGACCACACACGUAUUUACAGAGGAUUAGACAGAAACUUACGGGAACAUGUAAGUCCGGUUCCACGCAUCGACCAUCAAUGUACUGCACAGAAAGUAUGCAGAACAUGUGAAACCGGCUCCAAGCACAUACCACAUUCUCAGAAGAGAAAAUAAAAGCAGGAAAUGUGAAGGAGAUGAGUAAAUCCGAUCCCAAUUCUGAGGCUGAUGUUCAUUUGCAUUCGUACGAAAGGUACGUACCUAACUUUCGACACUUCACAUUUCGGUGUUUUAUGCCAUUGGACACUUUAUUUUUAAGCUGUCUGCUUUCCUGUCCGCCUUUUUUCUACACCUUUUUUGCGGGAAAAAAAAUCUAUGCUGUAUGAAUGGUUUUAGUUUCAAAGGGAAUUUUUUUCUUUUUAUCAGGAGCAGUGUACCCAGUGUACUCAAGCUGGUAGUGAUAACACAACUUUCAUCACAUUUUAACAUAGCGACAAGAAAUUACGUGCCUUAUUUGAAGAAUAUUUCAUCUUUUUUUCAGCUUGUGCAGCCAUUGAGCAGGUGUAACUGGUGCUAACCUUUGCUUCCUUUAUCUCUGUUGUGACUGUUAUACACCAGGGAACAGACUUCUGUAAUUAUGGAUCUUCUCAGCCUGCUCCUGCGGGUCAUCGCCAGUAUGUUUUCUGUGGAGGACAAUGGGAGAGAAGGACAUGUGGAGAUUGAGAGUACACUGACUGUGGUGGGAAUUGACCUGGGGACAUCCUACUCAAGUGUAGGUGUGUUUGAGCAUGGCUAUGUGGAGAUCAUCGCCGAUGACCAGGGCAGCCGAAUCAUUCCUUCUUAUGUAGCUUUCACUGGAGAAGGGGAGCGUCUGAUUGGUGAUAUCGCCAAGAGCCAGCUCACCUCCAACCCAGAGAACACAGUGUUCAACAUCAAGCGGCUGAUUGGCCGAGCUUGGUCUGACCCCAGCGUUCAGCAGGACAUCAAAUACCUGCCAUUCAAGGUGAUAGAAAAGAAGAGCAAGCCUCACAUCCAGAUGGACAUCGGUGGCGGUCAGAUAAAGACCUUCGCUCCGGAGGAAAUUUCUGCUAUGGUCCUCACCAAGAUGAAGCAGACAGCAGAGGCGUACCUUGGGAAGAAGGUCACUCAUGCCGUGGUCACGGUUCCUGCCUACUUUAACAACGCCCAGCGCCAGGCCACCAAGGACGCGGGCGUGAUCGCCGGGCUGAACGUGAUCAGGAUCAUCAAUGAGCCAACAGCUGCUGCCAUCGCUUACAGUGUGGGCAAGCAAGUUGACAAUAAGAACAUCUUGGUGUUUGACCUGGGUGGCGGCACCUUUGAUGCAUCCCUGUUGAACACUGAAAAUGGUGUCUUUGCGGUGGUGGCCACCAAUGGGGACACUCACCUGGGUGGCGAGAACUUCAACCAGCGUGUCAUGGAAUAUUUCAUGAAUCUAUACAAGAAGAAGACGGGCAAAGACAUAUGCAAGGACAACCGCGCCAUGCAGAAGCUGCGACGAGAGGUGGAGAAAGCCAAGCGCACCCUGUCUACACAACAUCUGGCUCGCAUGGAGAUCGAGUCCUUCUUUGAGGGCAAGGACUUCUCUGAGACACUCACACGAGCAAAGUUUGAGGAGCUCAACAUGGAUCUGUUCCGUUCCACCAUUAAGUGUGUACAGAAGCUCCUGGAGGACGACGACAUGAAGAAGUCGGACAUCGACGAGAUCGUCCUGGUGGGCGGCUCCACCCGCAUCCCCAGGAUCCAUCAGCUGGUGCAGGAGUUCUUCGACGGGAAGGAGCCGUCCCGCGGCAUCAACCCCGACGAGGCUGUGGCCUACGGUGCGGCUGUGUUUGCUGCAGUACAGUCCGGCAACGAGGACACCGGUAGUGUGGCCCUGCUGGAUGUAUACCCCCUGACCCUGGGCAUUGAGACCGUCGGGGGUGUCAUGAAAAAGCUUAUACCCAGGAACACCUGGUUGCCAGUCACAAAGUCCCAAAUCUUCUCUACAGUCUCUGACAACCAGCUCACUGUCACCAUCAAUGUCUAUGAAGGAGAGCACCCCCAGACUAAAGACAACAACCUGUUGGGGACCUUUGACCUGACAGGGAUCCCACCAGCCCCACGCGGGGUCCCCCACAUCGAAGUUACCUUCGAGAUCACCGUCAAUGGGAUCCUCAGUGUAACAGCAAUAGACAAGGCCACGGGCAACAAAAAAGCCAUCACUAUCAACCAGAACCGGCUGACCCCCGAGGACAUCAAGCGCAUGGUGAACGACGCGAAGCGCUUCGCCGACGAGGACAGGAAGCUGAAGGACCGCAUCGAUGCCCGCAAUCUGCUGGAGGGCUACGCCUACUCGCUCAAGAACCAGGCCGGGGACCAGGAGAAGCUGGACGGCAAGAUUUCCCAAGAUGACAAGGAGACCCUUGAGAAGGUGGUGAAUGAGAAGAUUGAGUGGCUGGAGUCGCACCAGGACGCCGAGCUGGAGGACUUCCAGGCCCAGAAGAAGGAGCUGGAGGAGGUGGUCAAGCCGAUCAUUGGAAAGCUCUAUGGAGGAGUGGAUAGGCUUCUGCCACUGGGGGUGGAGGAGUACGACCAUCAGGAAGAGAGGGAUGAGUUGUAGGGCCUUCAAAGGGCUUUAAUCUCCCUUUUUCUCUCUCUGUCUCUCUCCUCUCUGGUACACAUUUGACUCGUUUUACUGCAGUGGCUUGGGUAAGUAUUCAGACCCCUUCACCUCUUCCACAUUUGGUUGUGUUAUAGACUUAAAUUUAAAUUGAUUUUUUUCUGCCAUCAAUCUAUACACAAUACCCAAUAAUAGCAAAUCAAAUUAUUAAGUAAAAACUGAAAUAUCUCAUUUACAUAAUUUUUCAGACUCUUUAUUCAGUCACUUUGGCAGCAAUUACUGCUUUGAGUCUUCUUAGGUAUUUAUAUACCAUACCAGGAUUUGCAGAUCCUUGCAGAUCCUCAUACCCAUGCGCAGAGAACAAGCCGCAGCUGCCCUGACAGCCAAGAUGGGUCACUCAAGCAAUGAACACUGCUAUCCCCACAGACCAAAUCCCUCUCACAUAUCCCUUGGACGGUGCGGAGCAAAUUCUGCUCUGCCCCAGCAGGGUUGGGCUGCUGGCCAUAGUUGGCAUGGCACAGGCCAGAUCUGACCCAAGAUCACAGUGCUCACUCAUGUGGUGCAAAGGGCACCUUUACUGAAUGACCUAUUCGCCUACUACAAUCAAGUUCAAGACCUUUCAAGGAUGAUCAAAUGAAACAGACUGCAUCUGAGCUCAACUGGACUGUCAUAGCAAAGGGCCUGAAUACUUAUGUAAAUUAGGUAUUUACAUAUUUCAAUUUUAAUACAUUUGCAAAAUAAAUUUUAAAAACAUGU